Molecule: messenger RNA, 1062 nt
Organism: Suillus paluster
Lineage: Eukaryota; Fungi; Basidiomycota; Agaricomycetes; Boletales; Suillaceae
Product: DNA repair protein endonuclease SAE2/CtIP C-terminus-domain-containing protein
Exons: 6
Coding region: 1-1062 (353 amino acids)
Biological process (GO): DNA double-strand break processing involved in repair via single-strand annealing; double-strand break repair via homologous recombination
Cellular component (GO): site of double-strand break
Molecular function (GO): damaged DNA binding; Y-form DNA binding; double-strand/single-strand DNA junction binding
Source: RefSeq, a predicted model, not a curated record
AUGUCUUCGUCAAAAACUGAUGACGCGUCCGCUUUGUUGUUGAAGAUAUCAUCUUUGCAGGUCGAACUUUCACACCUCCAACGCCGGUAUGAUGCUCUGCUUGCCACCAAAGAGCGUGCCGCUGCAAGGUACAAGGCCGACUACAAAAAGUGGCGAGCCUUCAAGCAUUGGCUUUGCGAAAGCUCCGAUGGUGGCAAGGAGGUCCAUCACUUGCUGAAGGAUAGCAACUAUGAUGCUUACCGGAGAUCCUCUGGCAUCGACAAACGACGGAAAUUUGACGAAAUUGUUCCGGACGUACGUGCGUUUGACGACGCUGAGGAGCAGAUGAAAUCCAGGACGCCACCUGACGCUUUCGACAAGCAGGAGGAAGUAUCAUCAACUCCACACGCUUUGCGGAAACAAACGACUGUUUCGACGAAAGUUGAGGUCCAGCUCGCCACUCCAUCCAAACUCCCGCUUCUGUUGCAUGAACAUUCUGAGGGGAGCAAAUAUGCACAUAUCGAAGGUUUACCACCUGGCACAUCUGUGUUACAGAGCACCAACUCACAUCAAGAUCUGCGCCAGAGACGUGGGCGAUAUGCCCAAGCUACCAGUGCGACCACUAUCAAUUCGCGCUUCACGAUAUGCAAAGAACGCAAUCACGGCGUAGACUUCCAGUAUGACGAUGUGGUCAAGACCCGUGAGGAGCGAAAAAGGAUGCUUGCUGAUGAUUGUGAUUGUUGUCGUGGUUAUUAUGAAGCCGUCGGACCGCUGCCCAAGCCUCUCCAGCAACCCCUUUGGCGUUCGCCCUCUUCAACCCCCAACAAGAAACGCCAGUUUUUUUUUGACAGCCUCUCAGACUGCAAAGAAAACCGCGAAGACAUCGAACGCCACAAGAAAGAUAUAUCACGACAUCGGCACCAUUGGUAUCGUGCUAAGACACCACCCGGCUACUGGGACAUCGGGUUCCCUGACACACAAGAGACAUCUGACAUCAACCAGCGUGCCGCACAGAUGUAUGCACAGAAAUUGGGAGAGGUUGAGAGCGAGGCACGAUUUCUUGGAACUCAUGACAUCACGUAG